AUGAGCAGGUCUGGCGGCGAGAGGGAGGACAGGCCCGGAGAUGGAAGACAGCUGCAGAAAGCGCUGAACAGCUUCAUAAUAGCUUGUAGACGUCGAGAGCGCCUGAACCGUUCACGGGAUUAUAAUGAACUUGCCGCACCAAGUGGAUAUGUGGCUGCCUUCGCAUUUUCGAGCUGCAGGCUUCAUGCAGCGGUCGGGGCAUCGUACUGGUCCCGCGAGACAUCUCAGCAUUCGUUCUUCCCACUUCAGCGCAUUACGUCAGCCCACCUUUCCCUUCUCUUCUUCUUCCAUCCACCAACACCAACUUCAUUCUUUCAUGCCUCAACGUCCGUAACGCAAGCAUCAUGUAAUACCUCUCAGCAUCUAGACACUGCGGGCUGGCUUACCUCCGGACGAGCUCCAUUUCGACCCGUCCAUCCGGCCACCAUGCUCUCUCUUUGCAUCAAAUGCCGCGGGAUGCUCACCAGCAUCUCCAGUCAUUCUUGUGUUAUGGCAUCUCUAUGGUCUCAAUUCAAUCGUCCACACCAUUCCAAGGCAUAUUUGGACGUCUACUCGCACUUAAAUUGCUCCACGCCCAUGGACUGUGGUAUGCGCUUUAGACCGGCGAACCGCCAAACUGGCCUCACCGCCCAAGCCGCCUCAAUUUCAUCAGAGCACCCACGUUCAGGCCCCGUCAUGAAGGCACUUAAAGGUCUCCGAGAGCACAAACUGUGCUCCACACCCCUCCAUUGGCCGACCGCCAAGCUGGCCUCGCCGCCCAAGCCGCCCCGCUUGCACCAAAGGUCCCAUACUCGUUCUUCACGGCACCUAAACUCUUCCACAGCCAUGGCCAUGGACUAUGGUCUGCGCCAUCGAAUAGUCGACUACCAAGCUGGCCUCUCUGCCUGUUCGGCUCUCGAGUUGCUACAACUGCGGCAAGAUCGGCCUCUUCAGCAACAAGCAAGCUUUAUCCCAGGCCUUCAUUCGCUAUUCCUAUCAGUCAGGCAUCACAACGCUCCUAACCAUAUUAUGACGCCUUUCGCCAUUUUUGUAUACCGUCUUUUCACACCCAUUGGCCAGGAAUGA
Messenger RNA from Mytilinidion resinicola, 1065 nucleotides. RefSeq lists its product as uncharacterized. The record is from RefSeq and is a predicted model, not a curated record. The transcript is spliced from 5 exons. Lineage: Eukaryota; Fungi; Ascomycota; Dothideomycetes; Mytilinidiales; Mytilinidiaceae. Bases 1 to 1065 code for a protein of 354 amino acids.